GAUACCACCGUGAAUCUUUAACGUUUUCAUUUCCAGGGAAACUAUAGCUGCUUGCUGCCCUAUACCAGCAACAUGGCGAGUGAUACUAGAGCGAAUCGUGAAAAGAUUGAGUUAGAUAAUUUGUUGGCCCCGCCCGGAGGGGUAGCGGGGGAGGAGAACGGGACAGCCCAGGAGGGCGAAGUCCGUGAUGGGAGGGAGUCUCUAGCCCUGCCCAGCCCCGCUACCUCCUACGGGAGUACCAUGAGUAUAGGACCGGGAGCUUCCACUGCUAACCUGUUGAAGAUAGAUCUGGAAAAGCAGAUUUCCCGCCACACGGGCGAGGAGCGGGAGACAUGGGACAGUCGAGCUGAGUUUAUCCUUUCGCUUGUCGGCUAUGCUGUGGGGCUGGGCAACGUUUGGAGGUUUCCCUACCUCACGCAGAAAAACGGUGGAGGUGCUUUCCUCAUUCCGUACGCAGUGAUGUUGGUAAUUGAGGGUAUCCCUUUGUUCUACCUCGAGCUUGCCAUUGGUCAGCGCCUCCGGAAGGGGGCAGUCGGGGCAUGGAAUCAAGUCUCGCCAUUUCUGCAGGGUCUGGGGCUGGCCUCCGCUGGAGUGUCCAUUAACCUAGCCCUGUAUUACAACACCAUCAUGGCGUGGUGCUGUAUUUACCUUGUACAGAGUUUCCAAAGCCCCCUCCCCUGGUCAGUUUGUCCCACCAUAACAGAAGGCAACGUCACCAUUUUAGAACCGGAGUGCCAGAAAAGUGGCUCCACCUCCUAUUUUUGGUACAGACAAACCUUAGACAUAGCACCUUCAAUAGAAUCGCCUAGUGUUAUCAACUGGAAGCUGGUCGUGUCAUUAUUCGUGUGCUGGCUCAUUGUGUACCUGUGUCUCAUCAAAGGAAUAAAGUCAUCAGGAAAGGUGGUGUAUGUCACAGCUACAUUCCCAUAUUUGGUGCUCGUCAUAUUUUUCUUCAGGGGUAUCACCCUGCGUGGAUUUGAGCGAGGGUUGUGGCACCUGUUUGUUCCGGAGUGGAAGUCUCUUAUUGAUCCAAAGGUGUGGCUGGACGCUGCCACUCAAAUAUUUUACUCAUUUGGUCUGGCAUUUGGCUGUUUGAUCGCUCUUUCCUCCUAUAACCCCGUCAGGAACAAUUUCGCAAAGGAGGCCUUCUUUGUCACUAUCUGUGAUUUCUUCACUUCCAUUUUCACUGCCACAGUCGUUUUUUCCAUACUCGGAUUCAAGGCCACUAUUGCAUACGAGGAAUGUCUCGAAAAGUACGGAAAUGGAACUGACGUCAUCACGAACGGACAUUCACAUGUCAACCACACCUGUGACUUUAAAACCAUACUUAUAGAGUCGGGUUCCGGAACCGGUCUGGCGUUUAUAGCAUUCACAGAGGCAAUCAAUCAGUUCCCAGUGGCACAGCUUUGGUCCAUCCUCUUCUUCCUUAUGCUUUUCACACUCGGCCUAGACAGCAUGUUCGGUACGCUAGAGGGCGCUCUCACCUCCAUCAACGAUAUGAUGCUGUUCCCAGGGGUUCGCAGGGAAAUUAUAUGCGGUGUGGUAUGCCUAAUGUCGUUCAUCAUUGCCCUGUGUUUCUCCACGUCAACUGGUUCAUAUGUAUUUUUCCUGUUCGACUCCUUCUCUGCCAACAUUCCAUUACUUAUCAUCGCCUUUACUGAGUGUAUAGCCGUCUCCCAUAUAUACGGCUUAGACCAAUUGUCAUAUGAUAUUGAGAUGAUGAUUGGUAAACGGCCGAGCUACUUCUUCUUAAUAUGCUGGAAGUUUAUAGGACCUUUAGCCAUGAUUGUUAUAUUCCUUGCCAGCAUCAUAGAGAUGUUCAACGACGGUUUGUCCUACGACAUAUGGGAUGCAGCAAAGGGUUACACAGUGACAGUCCCAUUGCCAUGGUGGUGUCUGGUUAUCGCCUUUUUGCUGGUGAUGUCUUCCGUGAUAUGGAUUCCAUUAGUUGCCGUUGUAAAGUACUUCAACAUUAUAAAUUGGAAACCGGAAGUACCAGCUUUCUUCCCAGAAGAGGAACUAGUAGAAGAAAAAAAUAUUAAGACUCACGUUACCACGACUUUCGAGAAACAUGUUCUAGGUUUUAAGCAAUAACCAAUGUUAAGUUCACGGCAACUAGUGACAGAAAACGCAAAGCAACAGUGAAUCUUACAGGGCCGGGGCGGGACACACACCAUGGUAACAGAUGGAUCAAAAUCAGGGGAGAUAAGCCAUGUAACACACUGCACUAUUUAACUCGUAUCAUAUUAGUGCCGGCAUGAUUGUAUAACUAUAGCCAGAAGUCACAUGCCCGUGGCUUAAAAGUAAUAUGUGAAAUGAUAAAAAUAGAUUAUAAAGAUCUAGAAUGAGUAUCCAGAAUUAAUUCUGUGAUGUAAAUGCAAAUCUGAGGCUAGGAAACAGUGCAUCGCGGAGAAAUAUAACAAAGAAACAUAUUUUUGAAUUUGUCAAGCAGGACAGAUUUACCAAUGAAGUGUGUGCUAGUUGUAUUAUAUCAUGUGUUUAGACAUGUCGGGGAACAAACCAAUUACAUAUCAAACCAGCUUGGUUUGCAUUCGACAGACAUCAGUUGGGAACGGUUGACAAUUAAAUAGGCAGGUAUCAGGUAUGGACGGCUGUCAGGAAACGGCCAUAUAUCAAGUAUGAGCGAUGACCUAGGCGUUGUAUUCGGACUGGUAAGGAUAAGGAUUAUAGCAAAAGAAAGUUUUAUAAAAACACAAAAACCGAUAAUUACCGACGGCAGGGAAAUGUAUCACUAAAUACAAAAUAUUCCGUCUUUGCGUAUUGCAGAGUUAUCUUCUCCUGAG
Messenger RNA from Mizuhopecten yessoensis (Yesso scallop), 2804 nucleotides. RefSeq names its product sodium- and chloride-dependent transporter XTRP3-like. The record is from RefSeq and is a predicted model, not a curated record. The coding region runs from base 73 to 2094 and encodes 673 amino acids. Gene Ontology annotation, biological process: sodium ion transmembrane transport. Gene Ontology annotation, cellular component: plasma membrane. Lineage: Eukaryota; Metazoa; Mollusca; Bivalvia; Pectinida; Pectinidae. The transcript has 10 exons.